Molecule: messenger RNA, 363 nt
Organism: Opisthorchis viverrini
Lineage: Eukaryota; Metazoa; Platyhelminthes; Trematoda; Opisthorchiida; Opisthorchiidae
Exons: 1
Coding region: 1-363 (120 amino acids)
Source: RefSeq, a predicted model, not a curated record
AUGGAUGAUCACCUGAAGGUCCUUGUUGCUUCGCCAUCCGUGUCCCUAUGCGUACAGCCCGUGCCUCCUAACAAUGGUGGAGCUGUUCAGUGUGAUGCGUCGUUGGAAUCUCGGUGCCCGGUGGUGCCUAGCAGAAUGAGUGCUACGGUCUGUCAAACGCCGACAUUCGUGAUGAAUCCAUCCGUGUUUGCCCAAGGCUUGUUUGGCCUGACAACCACCGCAAAUGUUUUCCACAGCGUGUGGCGAGACCAUGCACUUCAUAUACAAAGAGUAGUAGAAAUGCGGUUGUUCGGGAGACGAAGGGAAAACGGAGGGCUGACAGAUGACCUGCGCUUCGGACUACAAGAAAUAGUCGCUAAUUAA